AAGAGGUGUCAUGUGAUUUGAGAUGAGGCAAGGAGGGGGAAGAUGGCGGGGAACACCAGUAACUGGCUGUCCGGGGUGAAUGUGGUGCUGGUCAUGGCGUAUGGCAGCCUGGUCUUCGUCCUCUUGUUCAUCUUUGUGAAGCGACAGAUCAUGCGAUUUGCAAUGAAGUCUCGCAGAGGGCCGCACGUUCCAGUGGGACACAACGCCCCCAAGGAAUUGAAGGAAGAGAUCGAUAACCGCCUCUCCAAAGUGCAGGACAUCAAGUUCGAGCCACAGCUUCUGGAAGAGGGAGACGACCGCUUGCUUCAGCUGGAUACACCCGGUGCGGAAACAAGCUGCUACAACUAUCUGUACAGGAUGAAAACUCUGGAUGCUGUAAAAGAUUCAGGCAUUCCCUUCCAGGAGAACACAAAGUAUCCCAAAUCCCUGGUAGGAAAAAAUUUCCGAUCGUUCCUGUUGGAGCUGAGAAACGCCAGCUCACCCUACAAGGCCGUUCCCAAACCCCUACUGGACACCCUGCUGGACGGAUAUGACUCGGCCCGCUACGGCACAGGGGUGUACGGAAAAGCAGAACACGAAAAGUUCAUGGAGGCCCUGAGCGAGUUAUCAACCUUGGAGAAGACCAGGGUGUUGGGAAGCCAAAGGCAGCGUCAGUCCGCCGCCAAGGACCUCACCGCCUCUCUGGAACCUUCGUCAUCUCCCACCAGCCAGGUCACCUACCUGCCGUCUAGCCAGAAGAGCAAGAGGGCCAAGCACUUCCUGGAGCUGAAAAGUUUUAAGGACAAAUAUAACACUCUAGAAAGCACUUUGUGAUCCGAAGGGAUCUCGGACGAUCCGAUUGGCUGGCUCUUGUCUGCUGUUUUUAAAGGUCUCUGCAGCAUGUGGUGACUACUGGCACUUUCUUAUUCUGGUGUCUGAGGGGUAGC
Messenger RNA from Nanorana parkeri, 926 nucleotides. RefSeq names its product chromosome unknown C1orf43 homolog (gene LTAP1). The record is from RefSeq and is a predicted model, not a curated record. NCBI's taxonomy places the organism in Eukaryota, Metazoa, Chordata, Amphibia, Anura, Dicroglossidae. The transcript has 7 exons. Bases 43 to 813 code for a protein of 256 amino acids. Gene Ontology annotation, biological process: phagocytosis.